AGGCAGUGAGAAUAAUAUCUCCCUCCCUUUUCCCCCUCCCCAUUCUUUUGAACUUCCUCACUUAUUUAACCAUCCAUCUUCAAUGAAAAAUCAACCACAACUCCACCCCACCAAUAUGGAAAUAAUGCAUCACAACAUCCGCGGCGCACUACCGAUGGCGGCGUGGUACAACGCCACCGCCGGUCACGUGCACCACAGAAGUGUACUGAUGCACGUGGCAUUCUACUGGGGCAAAAAUGCGGAGUUUCUUUUCUCGGGUUGGCCCGGGUCGAGCACGGUCAUGUACGCCUUGGCCCUGAUCUUUGUAUUCGGGUUAGCCGUGCUCGUCGAGUGGCUCUCUCACUGCGAGCAUAUCAAGCCAGGGGCGAACCGGGUUGCGUCAGGGUUGUUUCAGACCGGCAUUCACGCGGUUCGGGCCGGGUUUGUAUACAUGGUGAUUCUGGCUGUCAUGUCGUACAACGGUGGAGUGUUUAUUGCGGCGGUUCUAGGUCAUGCAGUUGGGUUCUCGCUUUUCGGGAGCCGGGUUUUGAAGGAGUUGCGUAGAACUUCUGAUCUUCCAAUGAGCCAAUGAGGGGUUGAUGUAGAGAACAAUUUCAUUCAUCCACACUAUGUUCAUCUUCUUUGAGGGGGUACGUAAACUCAUUGUGCUCCUCAUUUUAACGAUGAAAACUUUUCAUUUUGUCAAGUUUCAUUUGUUAGGAGACAAUGCGAAAAAUUCUAUACCAAUCGGAUCUCUGUAAGGGCUUCUUCAUCUACAAGUUUUUUUUUUUUUUUGCCUUUAAAAUUAUCAACUAGAAAAUGUAACUUUCAGAUCAAGCGCCUAGCGAUAUCCGAUUGAAUUCAUUUUUUGCAUGAUCUCCUAACAAAUAAAUUUGAACAAAAUAAAUAGUUUCGAUCAUUGAAGUGGGACCCAAAAUGAGCAUUACCUUUGCGAUAAUGGGCUUCUGCUUUUCGUCCGUAAGACGUAUUUUUCUUCAAGAACUGUUUUCAGUCGAGAGAGGGAGAGAAUAACGGUUUAAGCUUUGUGAAGGAAUAAAAUACCUGAUUCAGCUUCAAAAA
Messenger RNA from Rhododendron vialii, 1059 nucleotides. Its product is annotated as copper transporter 4-like. Gene Ontology annotation, cellular component: plasma membrane. The record is from RefSeq and is a predicted model, not a curated record. The transcript has a single exon. Gene Ontology annotation, biological process: intracellular copper ion homeostasis; copper ion transmembrane transport. Gene Ontology annotation, molecular function: copper ion transmembrane transporter activity. The coding region runs from base 83 to 571 and encodes 162 amino acids. NCBI's taxonomy places the organism in Eukaryota, Viridiplantae, Streptophyta, Magnoliopsida, Ericales, Ericaceae.